CCCGUUAUCCCCCCAAUCCCGUGCGUUAUCCAACGCUACCACCUCACUCCCACACUCUCUCUGCCUCUGCGAUUCCGCUACCCUACCACCGCCGCCUACAGAGGAGUCGAACGCGUUCAUGAUACCAGCUAUACGAACGUAGUUAGUCCUGCAACACUUCACAACAACAAAGAUAACUUGACGUGCACAAUAUCAUACGGCCAAGACCCAAGACUUACAGAAGACCAUCCGAACAAGCCAUGUACAGCUCGUACGGCUCCUACAGCGGCAUGUCCGCACCUUUGGACAUCAACCCAAGCACCUUGUCCGUACGCGCCCAGCACGCCAACUGCGCCUUCCCCUCAUGGCCACGACGGUCGUCGCUCUCCGAGUCGGAGAACGAGGAGCGGCCGACAUCCUACCUGUCGGACGAGGACCUGUUCCCCUCGGACCCCUUCGAGGACGACGCGCACAGCGUCUCUAGCGCCGGCAGCGCGUCGCCGCAGUUUCUCCAGUCGCCGCCGCAGCAGAUCACCGAGGCCGAGCUGCUCGACAGGCAGCGCGAGCAUGCUGCCCACCAGCGCGAGGUCAUGCGCUUCCUCAUGGGCGAGAAGGAGCGCCGCCGCCAGGCCGCCAAGAAGCAGCGCCGGUCGUCCAGCAGCAGCAGCAGCGGCUCCAGCUCCAGCUCCGCUAAGAAGAGUCCCAAGAGCAAGCUCAGCGCCAUGACGCCGAUAGCCGAGGCGGAGUGAUCGGGGCUGUCCCGCUAGAAGCGGUACCUGUUUGACAACAUUGCUGAUAUGAAUUCCAAACGAUGGGACAUGUUACCGACGAUCAUCAUUAUUAGCCUCGGAUCUUGUCCGGGAACACAUCGCCAUUAUGGCGAUCACUACCCAAGACCCGCCGUCUUGC
This is a messenger RNA of Phialemonium atrogriseum, 888 nucleotides long. RefSeq lists its product as uncharacterized. Bases 240 to 728 code for a protein of 162 amino acids. The record is from RefSeq and is a predicted model, not a curated record. The transcript is spliced from 3 exons. Lineage: Eukaryota; Fungi; Ascomycota; Sordariomycetes; Cephalothecales; Cephalothecaceae.